CUCUCGGCGGCGCGCGCGCUCCCAGUCUCCACCACCCACCAGCUCCUCCGGCACCAGCAGCAAGCCUCGCCGCCGCCACCGCCCACCUUCUGCCGCCGCCGCCACAACCACCUUCUCCUCCGCUGUCCUCUCCUAUCCUCGCCUUCUGUAGACCAUCAGGCUUUGAACCAGUAUGGCUGAACCUCGACAGGAGUUUGACACCAUGGAAGAUCAUGCAGGGGGCUACACUCUGCUCCAAGACCAAGACGGAGACAUGGACCAUGGCUUAAAAGAGUCUCCCCCACAGCCCCCCGCCCAUGAUGGAUCGGAGGAACCAGGGUCGGAGACCUCUGAUGCUAAGAGCACCCCAACUGCUGAAGACGUGACUGCGCCCCUAGUGGAAGAGAGAGCUUCCGACAAGCAGGCUGCUGCCCAGCCCCACAUGGAGAUCCCAGAAGGAACCACAGCUGAAGAAGCAGGCAUUGGAGAUACCCCGAACCUGGAGGACCAAGCCGCUGGGCAUGUGACUCAAGAGCCAGAGAAGGUCCAGAUUUUCCCAGAAAGUUUGCUUGGAGGGCCAGGGCGCCAUGAAGGCCAGGCUCCAGACCCAGGGAUCUCAGAGUGGAUCUGCCAACCGGUGCCCAAGGUGUCUGGGGCUCCCUUCCUGCCACACGGCCUCAGAGAGGCUACAUGCCAACCUUCGGGGACAAGACCUGAGGAUGUAGAGAGAAGCCACCCGGCCUCUGAGCUGCUGCAGCAAGAGCCGCCUCAGAAGGAGGCAUGGGGCAAAGACAGGCUGGGGAGUGAGGAGGAGGUGGAUGAAGAUCUUGACAUGGAUGAGUCAUCCCAAGACUCCCCUCCCUCCCAGGCCCCCCUGGCCCCUGGCAGGGCAGCCCCUCAGGCCGUCUCCAAGGAAACAACUGGCAUGCCUGGGUCCCCAGAUGAGGGUAUCAUCCCACUUCCUGUUGACCUCCUCUCCAAAGUCUCCACAGAGACCCAGGCCUCACAGCCCGAUGGGCCUGGCGCAGGGCCCAUGGAGGAAGGGCCCGAGGCUGCCCCAGAGUUCACAUUCCACGUGGAAAUCAAAGCCAGCAUGCCGAAGGAGCAGGAUUUGGAAGGGGCUACGUUGGUAGGGGCCUCUGGAGAGGAGCCCCAGGCCCAGGGCCCCUCUGUGGGUAAGGGCAUCAAAGAUGCUAGCCUUCUGGAACCAUCUGAGAAGCAGCCCACAGCUGGCCUGCCAGGAAGGCCAGUCAGUCGGGUUCCUCAACUUAAAGCUCGAGUGGCCAGUGUUGGCAAAGACAGGACUGGGAACGACGAGAAGAAAGCGAAGACAUCCACACCUUCCUGUGCUAAACCCCUGAGCAGUAGGCCCCGCCUUAGCCCCCCACGCCCCAGUCCUGGUAGCUCAGACCCUUUGAUCAAACCCUCCAGCCCUGCCGUGUGCCCUGAGCCGGCGGCCACCUCUCCUAAACACGUCUCUUCUGUCACACCCCGAAAUGGCAGUCCUGGAACAAAGCAGAUGAAACUCAAGGGGGCCGACGGUAAAACUGGAACCAAGAUUGCCACACCUCGGGGAGCAGCCCCUCCAGGCCAGAAAGGCACAUCCAACGCCACCAGGAUCCCAGCCAAGACCACGCCCAGCCCAAAGACUCCUCCUGGCUCAGCUUCCAAGCAAGUGCAGAGAAAACUACCCCCUGCAGGGGCAAAACCUGAGAGAGGAGAACCACCAAAAUCUGGAGAACGCAGCGGCUACAGCAGCCCCGGCUCCCCUGGGACCCCUGGCAGUCGCUCCCGCACCCCAUCCCUACCAACGCCGCCGACCCGGGAGCCCAAGAAGGUGGCAGUGGUCCGCACGCCCCCCAAGUCGCCAUCUGCCAGUAAGAGCCGCCUGCAGACCGCUCCUGUGCCUAUGCCAGACCUGAAGAACGUCAGGUCCAAGAUUGGCUCCACUGAGAACCUGAAGCAUCAGCCAGGAGGCGGGAAGGUGCAGAUAAUUAAUAAGAAGCUGGAUCUUAGCAACGUCCAGUCCAAGUGUGGCUCAAAGGACAAUAUCAAACACGUCCCGGGCGGCGGCAGUGUACAAAUAGUCUACAAGCCAGUGGACCUGAGCAAGGUGACCUCCAAGUGUGGCUCAUUAGGCAACAUCCAUCAUAAACCAGGAGGUGGCCAGGUGGAAGUGAAAUCUGAGAAGCUGGACUUCAAGGACAGAGUCCAGUCGAAGAUUGGUUCCCUGGAUAACAUCACCCAUGUCCCUGGAGGAGGGAAUAAGAAGAUUGAAACCCACAAGCUGACCUUCCGGGAGAAUGCCAAAGCCAAGACGGACCAUGGAGCAGAAAUCGUGUACAAGUCACCUGUGGUGUCUGGGGACACAUCUCCACGGCACCUCAGCAACGUGUCCUCCACGGGCAGCAUCAACAUGGUGGACUCCCCACAACUCGCCACACUAGCCGACGAAGUGUCCGCUUCUUUGGCCAAGCAGGGUUUGUGAUCAGGCCCCUGGGGUGGUCAGUAAUCGUGGAGAGAAGAGAGAGUGAGUGUGGAAAAAAAAAAAAGAAUGACCUGGCCCCUCGCCCUCUGCCCUCCCCGCUGCUCCUCACAGACCGGCUGACCGGCUUGUCACCUAACCUGCUUUUGUGGCUCGGCUUUGGCUCGGGACUUCAAAAUCAGUGAUGGGAAUAAGAGUCAAUUUCAUCUUUCCAAAUUGAUUUGUAGGCUAGUAAUAAAAUAUUUUUUAAGAAAAACACGUAAAAACAUGGCCAAACCCAACAUUUCCUUGGGCAAUUGCUAUUGAUUCCCCCAUCCCCACCCCACCCCCCCUCUUUGAGUAUUAGAGGGUGAAGGAGGCCCUGGAGGCUGCUUCUGGGGAGUUCUGAGGGACUAGGGCAACUGAUUGCCCGCAGCCCCAUCCUAGGGGCGUCAGGGACAGUGGCAGCAACAAUAGAUUGGAAACUUGGUGUGUUCGUGGAGCCCUAGGCAGGUGAUGUUACCAGUGUGGAUGUGAAGGAGGGCUGAGGCAGCGAAGGCUGAGGGAUGGGUGGGCUGGGAGUCAGAGGGGAGGGUGAGGAAGGCUAGACAGGCUAGAGAGAGGACACUGGCUCCUGGAAGGACAGGUAACCUCAGCUGCUCACGUCAGUCUUAGAUGGCAGAGCUGCCUGUUGGGUAAGGCCCUGGAGAGUGCUGUGGGUCCCUGUGCCCCUUCUGUAGGGCAGCCUGUGGGAGAAGACACAGGGGGCCGAAGGAAGGUGGCCAGAAAGUGGCACCUUGUCGAUUGGGUCUCUGAAGGCUGGCCUUGACAUCGCAGGGCACUGGCUUCUUCCUCCCUCUCUGCAGGGUGGGAGUCCUGAGCUGAGGGGCUUUGCCCUCCUCUCACAGAAGAACCUCUUUGCUGAGUUCUGGAUUUCUGCAGCCAUGAUUGGGCCACUUCACAGACCUGGGACAUUAGGGCUAACCAGUUCUUUGUAAGGACUUGUGCCUCUUGGGGGACAUCUGCCUGUUCUCAAGCCUGGUCCUCUGGGACUUCUGCAGUGUGAGGGUGGGGUAUUCUGGGACGAUGGCUCCAGGCCCCCCAUCCCUCCCACAGCCACUGCAGCCCCUCUACCUGUCCAUCACACCCACGUCUGCCAUGAGAGCCAGUCACUGCCGUCUCCCAUCGUGUCUCACUGUCCUGAGUGCUCCGCCUCUCCCAGCCCCUACUCUGGCCCCUGGGUAGAUGUGGGUAGUCCCUGUUCUACACUAAGAGGUGGAGUCCUGGGAAGGCAAGGAUUUUGGGGCUCAGUCUCUAGUCCUACGAAUCCAACCAGUGUGCCUGGAGAUAACCCUGGACACCUCUGUCUGCUCUUUUUUAACUUUAUAGUGGUUGCCUCCUAGGCCUGGCCCUCUUCUCGGGUUGAGCUGGAGGCAGCGAGUCAGGUGCCAAAUGCUAGCACCAGUGUGAGCAGGCAAGAAUCCCAGGGCAGGGUCACGCUCCUCCCAUCUUUCGCUUCCACCCCAGCUCGUGAUCGCUAGCCUCCCAGAGCCCAGCCGCCAUUAAGUCCCCGUGCACGUAAUCAGCCCUCUCCAUACCCCAAUUUGGGGAACAUACCCCCUGGAAAUGUUUUUCCUCCAGUCCCCAUGGAAGUGGUGCUGCCUGCCCUGCUGGAGCAGCCAGACAUCUCCAUAGAUACAGCCCUACCCUCCCUGUCUGUACCCUGUUGUGUUGUAGUUGGAUUUGUUUGUUCGUCUGGGUUCACCAGAGUGACUAUGAUAGUGAAAAGAAAAGAAAAAAAAAAAAGAAAAAAGAAAAAAAGAAAAACGGAAAAAAAAAAAAAAAAGGACGCAUGUAUCUUGGACUGUUUGUCGAAAGGUUCUAGCUCACCACCAGGGAUGGAGGUCCUCGGUAUUUCUUGUCUCCACUGGGACUCGGCUCCAGGCCAGUGCAGUGCUUCCCUGCUAGGACAGCCCAUGCUUUGAAGGUUUUCUUCUGCAUCUGGGACCUCACAGACACUGGAUUGUGACAUUGGAGGUCUCCUAGCUGCCAAGGCCUGAAGCACAGGACCAGCUAGACUCCAGCUGCCAGAGACAGCAGGCCCCACCUGUCAGGGAGAGCUUUCCAGCUGGCCUGUUUGCAGAGUGAAGAUGGUCCUCUAAUCACAGCCUCAUGUCCCACGGCAGCCAUGAAAGAUGGUCUAGUAAGACUGCAUCACAAGAGAAAGGAGAAAAAAAAAGGGCAAUCGGUGCCAGCUGGGAGAGCUGUGGCCCUAGAAAUCCCAUGACUCUCCAGAAGACAUCCCUGGGCCCUCUCCAAGCUUCGGCCAGCUGAGGAAGGGGACAUCUUAGGAGACUCCCUUUGUUUCCAAGGUGUCAGCCCACUGACUUUGCAUGAUCAUCUCCUAUAGCUGCAGGGAAGAGGCCUUAGGAGCUUAGGGGAACCGCAGGCCCAGUUCUAUCACUUUUGGAUUGGGUACAGAUAAGGACAAUGUGGAGGGGAGAAGGAAGCAGCCAGCCUUUCCCAUGAAAGAACUGUGCACCCAGAACUACCUAUGGUGAGGCUCCCCACUGCUGAUGGACUUCAACUGUCCUUAGAAAUGAAGGGUCUGAUGGAGAUAAAGGAAGUGUGGUUGAAGGUCUGUGGUCCCUUCAUCAUGGCUACCUAUUUUGGUUUUAUCUCUUACAUCCAUUUGCCCAUUCUGCAGUUCUUGUCCUUGAAUGGGGGCACUCUGCCAUAUCUCUUGUAGGGUGGUCAGCUCCAAAAUCAUGAUUUGGAGUGACCAGGUCAGUGCUGACAGGCAGUUUACAAAGGGAUUCUGGCUUGUGACUUCAGUGAGGACAAUCUCCAGGGGCCCAGCAUCUGUCCUUUCUUUCCAUGCCUCCCCACUCCAGAUCUUUGGGUGGGCUAGAUAGGGUAUACCAUAUGCCUGGUUCCUCCAAGCUCUUAAUUCACUUUAUCAAUAGUUCCAUUUAAAUUGACUUCAAUGGUAAGACUGUAUCUGUUUGAGAUUGCUUGUGCUGUAGGGGGCGGGGGGAGGAGCAACAUGUUAACAUAGUUCACAUGGGCAAAGAAGCCUUGGAGUGUAGCCAUCUGUGACCUCAUUUGUGAUAUUGACCACUUGCUAGAGAAGAGGUGCCAAGAGGCUUUGGUCUGGAGGCUUGGUUGUCCCACUGAUAGGCUUUACCAAGGCAGAGGCAGCCAGCUAGUUCCCUGCCUUCCCAGGCAGGUGCAGCUCCCAGGUUUGUGAAGGAAUCUAUAAACUACUCUUGCCUGCUGCCUUCUUGUGGUAUCCAGAGCCCACAAUGAUGCCUCCUUAAAACCCUGGCUUCCUUCCCUCUCAAGUCAUUAGCACAUCAGUAUCACCUCUGGAUUGGCUUCAGAUCCACAGCCUACAUUACUAGCAGUGGCCAAGACCUCUUCCUUUAGUCUGUUCUCCAGUAAAGUAAGUGGGGACGAGGGCAGAGAGAUGGUAAUCAACUAUAGGUCUGUGGCAUUAUGAGCCUUCCACCUUCUCUCUGGCUUCUGGAAGGGUUACUUUGGGCAGUAUCUCAGUCUCACCCUCCUGAUGGAUUGUAGCCUGUGCAGUUACUGUGCUGGGCAUGAUCUCCAGUGCUUGCAAGUCCCAUGAUUUCUUUGGUGAUUUUGAGGGUGGGGGGGAGGGAGGGAGGGACAUGAAAUCAGCUUAGCUUAGCUUCCUGUCUGUGAAUGUCCAUAUAGUGUAUUGUGUUUUAACAAAUGAUUUACACUGACUGUUGCUGUAAAAGUGAAUUUGGGAAUAAAGUUAUUACUCUGAUUAAA
This is a messenger RNA of Peromyscus maniculatus bairdii (prairie deer mouse), 6244 nucleotides long. RefSeq names its product microtubule associated protein tau (gene Mapt). Lineage: Eukaryota; Metazoa; Chordata; Mammalia; Rodentia; Cricetidae. The record is from RefSeq and is a predicted model, not a curated record. Gene Ontology annotation, biological process: neuron projection development; microtubule cytoskeleton organization. Gene Ontology annotation, cellular component: neuron projection. Gene Ontology annotation, molecular function: microtubule binding.